Molecule: messenger RNA, 1002 nt
Organism: Cucumis sativus (cucumber)
Lineage: Eukaryota; Viridiplantae; Streptophyta; Magnoliopsida; Cucurbitales; Cucurbitaceae
Product: probable protein arginine N-methyltransferase 6
Exons: 7
Coding region: 403-735 (110 amino acids)
Biological process (GO): peptidyl-arginine methylation
Molecular function (GO): protein-arginine N-methyltransferase activity
Source: RefSeq, a predicted model, not a curated record
AAAAUUUGAAAAGAAAAUGCAAAAGAAAGUAGAUGUCGUUUUGUAGGAACACUUUGAUAUCUUCGAAGGCGCCCGCCCUUUGUUGUUCGCUUUUUUUUAGUGUUAAAAUACACAAUAAACGCCGCCGUUAUUCACUUCAACAGAGAGCGAACUAGCCGGAAAAAAAUGUAUACCAACUCCGGCCACAUUAACGGCUUUCACGACGGCAGCUCCUCCUCUUCGAGAAGCGUCCUGGAACCGUUCAAAAGGUCGGCCUCGCCGGGGAAGAGGUAGCCGGCCAUCCAGUGGCGGCGGAAUGAGGGUUUCUGAAGACAAGCAGCCGACACAAGUGGAGGGACCUCCUUGUACUGACUUCGACAUGGCUACUUCCAGUCCUACUCCCACGUUGGUAUUCACGAAGAAAUGAUCAAGGAUAGUGUACGGACGGAAACAUAUAGGGCGGCAAUCAUGCAACAUCAGAGUUCUAUUGCUGGCAAAGUUGUAAUGGAUGUUGGCUGUGGCACUGGAAUUCUCUCCAUAUUUUGUGCUCAGGCUGGUGCAAGGCGGGUUUAUGCAGUUGAUGCAAGUGACAUAGCAGUGCAGGCCUCAGAAGUUGUUAAGGCUAACAAUUUAUCGACACAAUCAUUGUAUUGCACAGUAGAGUUGAGGAUGUUCAAAUUGAUGAGGGUGUGGAUGUUAUCAUUUCUGAGUGGAUGGGAUAUAUGCUUUUAUACGAGAGCAUGCUUGGAAGUAUAAUUUACGCUAGAGAUCGGUGGUUAAAACGUGAAGGCCUGAUACUACCAUCAAAUGCAACAGUAUCUUGCUUUUCUUAUAUUUUCUUCAGUUUUUAUCUGUUGUGUAACACUGGUGGCAAAUUUUCUCCCUUUGUGGCUUUUACUUUCAUUGAGUUAUACUAUGUGUUAGAAAUAGUGAACUUGGGUAAUUGUUGAAAGCCUAAGGGUAGUUGAGAUUUACUUUGCUCUAAUUUUUUAUUAUUUUAAUUAGACUCGUGUUGCCUAUAAA